AUUCAUACGUGUUAUGGAAGAAGAGCUUACUCUCUUCUCUUCGUUCGUUAAUUUCUUAAUUGUAAUUCUACUUUUAAUUAUCAUUUCUGACAUAUUAAAAAAGAUAAUUUCUUUUUCUAUUUAAUUUUAAUAUUAAUUACGUUUUCUUUAAAUUAGUUUCAAGAUACAAUAUAAAUAUUAUUUGAUAGAAAUGCAAUAACAAAAUAGUUAUAUUAUUAAUUAAUUUUUUUAAUAAAUGUGAUAAGUAAAAUCGAAUAAAGGGGAGUAUUAUUAUUUCAACAAGUGAUUACACCAAACUCAAAAAGAAAUAAAAUAAUUAAUCAUUUUUUUUAGUUAUAAUUUGCAUUUGCCCCCUUAAUAAUUUGGUGUGCUUUAAUUAUCUUCUCAUAUUCUCCAUUAUAUAUAGAUUGCCCUCUCUCCCCAUUUUUCUCACAUACACACCUUUUCCAAAUCUGUAAUAAUCAUCAUAAGGCUCCCUUAUUUUCCUCUUCAUCGGAAUCUAGUACUUAUCAAAAAUGGCAGAUACAUUGAACCAAACAAACAACGUGGUUCUUUCUAACAAAAAACGUUCAUCGGAUUCCGAUGACCACGACGAUUCCUUCUUCGUCUCCAAAAAACAAACGAAAUCGCUAGCAUGGGAAGAUCCUGCGGCGGCGUUAGCUAAUGCUCGCCAUGAAUUCGGUGAACAUGGCGGUGUUAACAUGUCCAUUGAGGCAUCCGCCACGUUCACCGUUAUGGAACCGGAGACGAUGCGACGUAUGUUCGACGGCGAACUUGGUCCUGACCGUGAUUUCUUUAUCUAUAGCAGGCAUUUUAAUCCCACCGUGCUUAACCUUGGACGUCUCAUGGCGGCGCUUGAAGGUACGGAAGCGGCGUACUGUACGGCUUCCGGCUUGUCGGCGAUAUCAUCGGUGUUGUUACAGCUUUGCAGCUCAGGUGGACACGUGGUGGCCUCACGUGCACUGUAUGGUGGGACCCAUGCAUUGCUGACACACUUUUUGCCAAGGGCAUGUAACAUAACGACAACCUUUGUGGACAUAAGGGAUAUGGACAUGGUUAAGGAAGCCAUUGUUGAAGGAAGAACAAACGUGUUGUAUUUUGAGUCGAUGUCGAAUCCGACGUUGACGGUGGCUAAUGUGCCGGAGUUGAGUAGAAUUGCGCAUGAAAAAGGAGUGACAGUGGUGGUGGACAACACAUUUGCUCCGAUGGUGUUGUCGCCGGCAAAGUUGGGCGCUGACGUUGUUGUUCAUAGUAUUUCAAAGUACAUUAGCGGUGGAGCAGACAUCAUCGCAGGUGCUGUUUGUGGGCCAGCAAGCCUUGUGAACUCCAUGAUGGAUCUUCAUCAAGGGUCUCUUAUGUUAUUGGGCCCAACUAUGAACCCAAAAGUGGCCUUUGAACUUGCAGAAAGACUUCCUCACUUGGGCCUGAGGAUGAAAGAACACUGCAAACGGGCUUUGGAAUAUGCUACUCGGAUGACCAAACUUGGGCUCAAGGUGAUCUAUCCAGGCCUAGAGGCCCAUCCAGAUCAUGCACUUCUCAAGUCCAUGGCUAAUAAAGACUAUGGUUAUGGGGGAAUUCUUUGCGUUGACAUGGAAACCGAGGAGCGCGCUAAUCGUUUUAUGAAUGUGUUGCAAAACUUUACUCAGUUUGGGUUCAUGGCAGUGAGUUUGGGCUAUUACGAGACCCUCAUGUCGUGCUCGGGCUCUAGCACGAGCAGCGAGAUGAACAAUGAAGAGAAGGAGCUGGCUGGGAUAUCACCAGGAUUGGUGCGAAUGUCGAUUGGGUAUAAUGGAUCGUUGGAACAAAAAUGGAUCCAACUCGAGAAGGCAUUAUCCAAAAUGCAAGAGAAAAUGUCUUUUUAGAAGCUGGAAAAUUGAACUUUGUUUAUGCUGUUGUUUAAGGUGCUUUAUUUUGCUUUGUGAAGGGAUGGGAUCCUACUUUUAUGUAGUACUAUCAACUAUGUGCCAGCCCAUGUUUGUGUUACAAGUAUGGUGCUUGUACUAAAGCAAGUUUAAAAGGCCAGCAUAAUUUAUCUGUUACCUAGA
Capsicum annuum is the source of this 2045-nucleotide messenger RNA. Its product is annotated as methionine gamma-lyase. The record is from RefSeq and is a predicted model, not a curated record. Gene Ontology annotation, biological process: transsulfuration. The transcript has 3 exons. Bases 516 to 1862 code for a protein of 448 amino acids. NCBI's taxonomy places the organism in Eukaryota, Viridiplantae, Streptophyta, Magnoliopsida, Solanales, Solanaceae. Gene Ontology annotation, molecular function: pyridoxal phosphate binding; carbon-sulfur lyase activity. Gene Ontology annotation, cellular component: cytoplasm.